This is a messenger RNA of Penicillium vulpinum, 825 nucleotides long. RefSeq names its product putative cell wall protein (gene midA). The transcript has a single exon. The record is from RefSeq and is a predicted model, not a curated record. The coding region runs from base 1 to 825 and encodes 274 amino acids. NCBI's taxonomy places the organism in Eukaryota, Fungi, Ascomycota, Eurotiomycetes, Eurotiales, Aspergillaceae.
AUGCGUAUCUCCAGCCUCUCGCUUUUCAUCCAGGCUCUACUGUUGACUGCGGUCGCAGCUCAGAGUGCUGGUAUCGCCAACACCAAUACUGUGCAGGAAGUCACAAGUGAAACCACCUCGUCUUCCUCCUCAGUGCCUGAAACCACAUCGACAACUUCAUCAAUUCCCACAACCUCCCAAGAAACUACUUCUGAGCAAACAACUCCCACUCCCAAGCCUACCACUUCGACUUCUUCCACCUCCUCCGCCGAGCGUACCACUCAACCUACCGUUUCCGAACCUACCACCUCAGCAGAGUCCUCCGUCUCCUCCACCACUGUCCCAGAGGCUAUCGCCCCUUCAACCACCUCCAAGACCGAGCCCACCUCCGCGGCAAAUACCGAUGGCGAUAGUACCACUUCAUCCAAGAGCACCACUACCACCCAGACUCCGAUCGUGAAGACCAUCACCUCCUACGCGACCAGCGAUGGAUCCACCAUCGCUAACGUGAUGACCACUACCUCCACCCCGACUAGCUCCCCCUCUCUUAACGGCGACAAGGGCUCUGGCUCCAGUGGUAUCUCUGCUUCGGACAAGAAGAUCAUCAUUGGUGUUGUGGUGGGUGUUGGUGGUGCCAUCCUUAUCGGUGCCAUCGCUUUGGUCUUCUGGAGAAUUCACAAGAAGCGUGCUGAGCAAUACGGCGACGAGGAUGAUCUGAUGGGCGGCACCGCGGUGGGUUCCGGUCCUCGUGAGAAGGCUCCUAGCCCGUCCGGCAACACCCCCUUCAAGAACACACUAGACCAGUACCACAACCCUGGUCCGGUCAACGCGGCGUCUAACUUCUAG